AUGCCUCCCCUCACGUUCAAGGAGGUCCGCCAGCAGCUCUUCGCCAACGCCGCCCUGCUCUUCAACGCCCAUCAUGGAUCUAAGACUCAUUCAAUCGGAACCUUUGACGCCGUCAUCGCCUCAGUCGUGGAUGAUAACGAUGACCUCGUUCGUGCAGCCCUCGUCUUCCAUCCCUCUACCGCUUUCAAGCACGCUCGUGUUGCCUCAAACGGCUUCACACCAGCAGACGCACCUCUCCAGCCUCCUUCAUUCAAGCUGCUCCUGAAAGGUCCGGCUAGGCCGGAGCCGUACGAUGCCGUACACGCGUUGCUCAUGUUAACGGCUCACAUGGUUGCUGAACGAAUCGAGAUGGCUGCAGAACCUUCAUCGUCCGACCCGCAAGCCAAUACGACCACAUCAAACGUACCGAUCCUCACCCGUCAGAGGUCCCGCACUAUCGUUCCGGCGUUGUCAAUCCGCCAGGCCGGCCAAGUGGUUGAGCGCCGCAAUUCCUCCGGAGCUUCCGGCUAUUCACUGCCCUGUACUAAUGGCAAUAGCAACGGGGAUUCCGAUGAAGGCUCCGCUACGGAAGUUGAGCAUAUCCAAGACGAGGAUGACCAGACAUACGCUGGUUUGUAG
Molecule: messenger RNA, 618 nt
Organism: Coniosporium apollinis CBS 100218
Lineage: Eukaryota; Fungi; Ascomycota; Dothideomycetes
Exons: 3
Coding region: 1-618 (205 amino acids)
Source: RefSeq, a predicted model, not a curated record